Messenger RNA from Lingula anatina, 3230 nucleotides. RefSeq lists its product as uncharacterized. Gene Ontology annotation, biological process: fatty acid metabolic process. Lineage: Eukaryota; Metazoa; Brachiopoda; Lingulata; Lingulida; Lingulidae. Gene Ontology annotation, molecular function: oxidoreductase activity; NAD+ binding. The record is from RefSeq and is a predicted model, not a curated record.
UUCGUUACCGAUUUUGCAACCAUAAUCAUAAAUUACGGCUUUACUUAGCAGUGACACCUUGGCCAUGGACGGCUCUAGUUCGUGAAAACACACCUUAACGAAAGUUACUAAUGCGGUAGACAUGGUCAAAAUCGCAGUACUCGGCUGCGGGCUCAUGGGAGUCAAAAUUGCUGGUGAGAUGGCUUACCAUGGGCACCGUGUGAAGAUGUAUGACAGUAACAUUAACCAGUUAAAUAGCGUUUAUGAAAGGAUAGAAGAAGACAAGAGACAUUUGCGACGAGAAGGACUAAUGAGCCACAGGAAUUUUAUUGGUCAAGUUUUGUGCAUGAGUCUGCUGGAAGAGACGGUUAAUGAUGCAGACUUUAUCUUUGAGGCAGUAGUGGAUGAUUUGAAGGUUAAGCAGGAUAUAUUUGAAAGGGUAUCCCACUGUUGUACAUCUAAUGCAAUCAUUGCAUCCAAUACACUGAAUUUAGACAUGAGUCAGAUUGUUGAGAGAACAGCAUACAAGGAGAGAACGUUAGGACUGAGGUUUUUAUUUCCUGUGUACUACAUACCAGAGGUGGAAAUAACACCUGGCAAACAUACCUCUGCAGAAGUAAUAGAAAAAGUGAGAAUUCUGUUAGAGAAGAUGGGGAAGACAUUGUUCUUCAGAUCUGGUGGAGAGCCUCUAAUUUUAUCCGAAGAACAAAGAGAAGCAAGAAAAUUAGCUCGUAUUCAACAGAUCAAGAACCAGUCUGGUCUUGGCUACUUCUUUGAGAGUGCCAUCCCAGCUCUGGGCCACAGGGGGAACUUUGCCCCUCCUCAGGAUGAUGACACAGCCUCGUAUGUUAUGGAAGGCACAGAUCGUGAUUGUGCUAUCUGCAUGGACCACACGCGAGACUGUCUGCUGUGUCCCUGUCAUCACAUGGUCACGUGUCAAGACUGUGCCCGACUUUUGCUCAAUCGCAGAGACAGCUGUCCAAUAUGCAGGAAGGAAAUCACAGAAGUCAUCAAGGUUUAUCAUUCAUGAAAUACUAAGCAUCUUCUGAGUGCAUCAUUCACAUUGGCAUUUGUUGAGCAAGGAUGGGUGUUGACAGGUGCACAAUUAUGUACAUAAAGAUGGAUGUAUUAUAAUUAUGAGAAAAAAAAUGUCCCAGUGCACAUGUAAUUGUCCAUUUACCUGGACAGUGGUAAGAACUGUGAAGGCAAUAAGCUUUAAGGAGAAGAAAUUGAGUGCUUAGCUUAUUUAAAUUAUAUAUUACGCAUCACUUGAAUUUUUUUUGUAAAGGUGACAAUCUUUCUUGAACUUGCAUUAGAUCUGUUGGUUAUGGUAAAUUUUCUUAAAGAUAUACAAUUAGGUGUUUGUUGUCAAUCUGUUACAUGAACAUAUCUUUUUAACACUUGUUAAAGAUCUGUGCCAACAGUACAUACCCAUUUAAUAAGUAAAAAAAUUGGUUACCUUGACUAUUAUGAUAUCACAGUAUUGUUUGUUUAUCAUCAUUCAAAGUCUACUAGUACCACAUGCACAAAGUAUCAAGUAGUUAAAGGAACUAUGUUUUAAAUUGUCAUUUCUUUCAUGUCUCUUCAUCUUGUAAGUACCCAUUGUACUGUCAUUGUGUGUCUUAUUCUUAAAAGGAUCUGUACUUCUGUAUAGUCUAGUGCAAUAUUCCAUUUUUUUCUGUACUUCAGAAUCUGGUUUUAUAUUUUAGGAUAGAUGUUUCUCUCAUGGCUUUCUUUGUCUUUUAGCACUGAAUCUCCAUAUAAUGCUUAAUUAUCAUAGAAUACGCUAGUUUUUCUUGACGUUUUGCUGCCUCGUAGCGCACUUACGGGCACAAUUUCUGUCCAUUUCUUCCUCUUUUCUAUAUAAUUUCUCCAUUUGGAUUAUACAAAAUCUCUGCAGCUAGCCUGCCUUUAUUUUUAUGUCCAGAAUUUCUCUUGUAGACACAGGUUGUAGAGCUGCCUGUGCACGAGCUGUGUCACGUGUGUUGGCAAUGUUGUUGGUUGAUUGCACAUCUUGUGCUUGCAUCUCCUGGGUGCAGUGUAGGUUUGGCGUAUAUAUUUGAUGAGUAUUGGGGUCUAACACGAAUAAUUUUGCAGAUUUCCUUUGUCUGCCACAUAUUUCAUUGGCGCAAAUUUUAAAAUCCCACAUUGUGUGCACCUUUGUUCAUGUUUAUAGCCGUUCUGUGUUGAUACAUUAUUCUAUAUUAGUUUAUCAUUGCUGUCAAGUAAAAAAGUUUUACCCACUUACUUCAGGAGUCAGAUAAAUUCAUACUUAUUCACCACAGCUUUUCGCCCAACCUUACCCCAUCACCAUCUUGACCUUGACCUUGACCCCUCUAACAUGAAUAAUGGGUGGUAAAUAAUGGUGUGGGUUAUAAGGGAACUGUGCACUUAGAGUGUUUGGAUUGCUCUAUGUGUAUACUGGCCUUGUGGAAGGGGUAAGCAUACCAUAGGGCGCUGUUGAAGGGAUGUGUCUGGGGAAUAGGGUAGGGAGGAGGGGUGUUGAAGAGAUACGGAGAGAUAAGGCCCAAGAUUUGAUGGGUGCAGGGGUGAACAGUGAUGGUUGAUUUAAGGGCCAACGGCUAGGUUGAAGGGGGGGUAAGCCAGGUAUGACAGAAACAGGAGUGACACUGACAAGUUAAAGUUCAUUAGCAGGUGCACAGUCUGCAUUAUGAGCUUUUGGUGUAGAAAUGAGAGGCUCUGAUGAAUGACAGGCAGUUUGAGUGGAGUCUGUGUUGAGAAGUUUAGAUGUGAAGGUGCUGUAGCAGUUGUGGGAGUCAGAGCCAAGUGGAGAAGAGAUGUAAUAAUGUUUACGACGGCAGCUGGAGGAAGCAGCUCAACGGUGACCCCUUAUCUUGAUAUAUCAGAUUAUUGGCAGGCAAUAAUGUUUAUUAAUGGAUAGAGCACAUUCCGCUUUUUUUGCCAAACCAGUUGGGGACAAAUCACCCAAAUCCUAACAUAGAACUGUCUUUCUUCGAAUGCGUUUACUUCUUUUGUCAUGGCGUCCUCCAACAGUUUUUCAUAGUGCACAGUAUAUGCUGAUUGAUAUUUUAUGUUGUACUGCUCACAAGUUGUUUUUACAAUGUGCAGGUUACUGAAUUCAGCCAUAGAGUUAACAAUUUUGUUGUGACAUGCAGUAGCUGAAUGUAGUGCUAAACUCUUUGAGUCUGUCAAUGUUUUAAAGACAGUCUCAGUGGGUUAGAUUAAUGUAUAGAAGCAGGUUCUAUGUAAAGCUUUGAUCAGAUUUGUGU